AAUUUAAAUCACGGCAAGCACGUCAAACUGGCCGGGCGGGGUUAAGAAUGUGUUUGUGCGCGAAGAGAGAGAGAUUAAAAAAAACGAGACGUACGACUUAUAGGAAAUGUGAUCAGAAGAAUAUCGUAACACCUAUAAAUUACAGCGUGUUUCAUUCACACUUUAGUAUCGAACAGCGCGUGUUUUCGCCAAAAACCCUUAAACAAAUUUAUCGACAAUUACAUUUUGUUCUACUAAAUAUAUUACUAUUAUAAUUGUACACUUAAUUCGUACUCACGUUUACAAUCACCCGAAUACCGAUAGUACCGCCGAAAAAUUUCAUCAUAGAACACGAAACGUGAUUGAAAGGUAACAUAAUAUCGUUAUUAUUACUAUUUUCGAAUGUCAAAGAUAGUGGCUGUUUGGGUUUUAAACAACUAUAAUAAUAAAAAUCGAUUGGUUAUUUCAAAGUAUGGCGUUUUAGACUCGUCGCACUACUUUAUUGGUUAAUAAAUAUUCAUAGUAACAUGUGUGACUUAUUCAUUUUAGCUGCAGUUCAUUUACUGUAUAGUCGGAGACCAUCAAUGUAAUUUAUCAUUUUUUUUCUUGACAAAUCACCUACAGGCAUAUUCAUAUAAUUCAUAAUAGUUUCACCGGUUCAGUUUAGAUUACAAUAAUGUUAUAUCAAUGUAAUUUUUUUAUUUUUCCGAAAAAACAUUUUUUUUUUUUGGCGGUUGAUGAUGUCCUAAAUUAAAAAAGAAAAAAACGUUGAAGGAGUGCAAUAAACAAUUUGCAGAAGGUUUGUGACUUCAAAAUUAAGUUUUUACCUAAUAUUUUGUCCUUCAAUAUUUAAUAAAUUUGACGAUAAUCAUGUAAUAACAAAAAAAAAAAAAUAAUAAUAAUAAUAAUAAUAAUUAAGAAAUUAUUAGGUUUGCAGACUUCAGAAUUAAAUUAUCGUUGCAUUUUACCAGUCUAAAUUUUGAAAUUGGAAGAGUUUCAACAUCCCCCUAUUUUCGGCCCUGAAUAGACAUGAUGAUUUGAAAUUUUUAAAAUAAUAACUAUAUAAAGCGGAUCACGUAUUUUAAUUUAAUUUAGGCAUAUUUCGUGAAAAUUGGUUUUGUUCGUGGCGUGCGUCAAUAUAUUUCAUUAUUAUUCACAAAACGGACGGUUGACGAUGCACAGGGUGAAAACGAUGUGACGGGUCCCGGAGGCAACUGAGAGAUAGUCGACGAGUUUUUCGUUUAACGGUUUCUAGAUCGCGUUCUGCUCGUGACGUUGGACCGCAAAUUCACAGUAUAAUAUUAUUAUAACAAUAUAUUACAUUGUGUGUGGUUACAUGAAAAAAGUAAAAUGUCGAAUCGACGACGGACACGAUGUGACGGCGUUAUGAUAAUAAUAAUAUACGCGCCCGUGUCACUCUGUAUACGCAUAUUGUUCGCGUUAUAGAUCGACUACGGUAUACACGUCAUAAUGGUUUUACCCGUAUUUCCGUCUGGCCGUGAUUUUGUAUAAUAAGAACCUCGGGAACUGCCAACCGCGGUGGAUGUUGACCCGACUGUCGACGACAGACUUGAUCGGUCGAUGACCCAAUAGGUUUUUUACGACGUGACAGACCCCGGUGGGGAUGGAACGGGGCCGAAUGUAUUUUGGAGGGGUUGGAGAUAAGGCGCGUCCGGAGGCCCGGCGUCCGUUUCCGGCCGGUGGAUGUAAUUAUAUGGUAACGAUGUGCGCUUAUAUAUUGGGGUGAGAAAAAAAGGGCAAAGUUUGCGCGAUAAAAACGCAGUGCCUACCGGUAACCCCGGUUAACGAGGUCGAUUAAUCGUCCAUCGGAAAGUUUUAACUAACGGCCGGCGGCGUAGUGUACCUAUUAUAGGCGUCCGGACGCCGAUAAUAGGUACACGGACGCGUCCGGACUUCCGCAGUUACCAUGUGUAAAGACCCCGACUUAGCGUUGAUUAACGUAGUUUACUCGUAUAGUAAUGUCCGGAUACAUACUAAAAAUACUAUCUAUAGUAUCUGUACCGCACGUUUGAUUGUUUAUUUAAUCUUAUCUAUACCCAGGGGAGUUCGAAGAUCUUUCAUGAAUAAUAAAAAAAAAAAUUUUAAUUUAAAACUAGUUUACGAUGAAUUGUUUUAUUAAAAAAAUUAGAGGCGGGUAGAAUCCAUACCUGUUCUGUAUACAUGCCUUGUCAAACUAUACAGCAUUUAUAUUGUAUUUGUGACUUACGUAUUUAUGCCGAUCAUACACAUAGAUUUGUUCACAAUGUACCUAACACUGUUAUAUUCGUAUAUUUGUACGUAAUGAUAAAUCAUUGCUAAAAAAAUAAAAGAAUUCUGAGUUGAGUAAUAUAAGUCGUGUUUUUGACCUUGUUAAAUUAACCCAGAAAUCAACAAAAAUUAUAUAAACAAUUUCUAGUUGUUCUUAUUUAUUGAGAAAACUACAAGAAUAAUCGAAAAGUGUCUAAUUCAAUGUACCAAUUAGAUGAAAAAUGCUACAAGAAAGUUCCUGCACAAUUUUUGAUUAGGACGAGAUUUCUGGUAGAAAAGUUUAUAGAUACAUAAAAAGAAAAUUAAAUAAAUAAAAAAACACAUUAUUGUAGUAAAACCAAUCGUUGCUUUAUUCAGAACCUAAAACCAUACAUGUAAAUGUCACAUAUUAUAUUUACAAUAAUUAAUGGUGCAAAUCAUUUUAACUGUGCACCCGGUGACUAGCAUAUUAGACGAGUAUAAUUUUAUUGAGUUUAUGAAGACAAACUGUUCGGCUCAAUCAAAUUCGUUUUUUUUUUUGUACGCUGUACGUAUUGUACAGUAAAAGUAAUAAAUCGGACUAUGUCCGUCGGUCCGGAUUUAUAACCCGAUGGUGUUAACAUCGUAAACAUAUUUUGUCUUAUUCCUACGAAAUCUAUUAAUUAGUGGUCACGGUGCAAAAGGAAUAAUUUAACCGUGAAAGGUCCGGGAAAGGAUAUUGUUAGUGGUGGGUAUAUGUUUAUAACGGUCGUAAAUUAAAAUUCGUUUUUUUUUUUUUUAAUGGUUAAUUUGAUUAUGAAUGCUUGAUAACAAGACCGAUAACAAAACCUUAAUUUUUAAAUGAUAACGAUUUUUCGUAAAAAAAAAAAAAUAAAUCUUCGCGUGUUAUGUGUUACGUCUUGUAUUACAAUUCAUGCUCAUCAAAAUGUAUUUUACGAUAAUAUUUAUAUAAAUACAUAAUAGGUAUUUAUAAUUGCCAUGUAGGAUAUACGGUAGAUACGUCGUAUACUCGAGUAUCAUCAAUUUGUCAUAAGCUCUACGCCAUGGAUAAAAAUAGCGUAUUGAGUAUACGCCGUAUACCCCCGUAUACCCCUCCCCCCGAAACACCACUGGUUAUUACAACAAUUAUAUCUACACCGACGUCACACCAACAACGCUAAACGAGUUGAAUCCAUUAAAUCUUAACUCUCAGUGGAAUUAUAAUUUAUAAUUAAAUAUACGUUGUGCCAUCACGCGGUAUUCCGUAUUUUAGACCUUCGUUUUUAAAUUCGUUAUAAGCCUUGAUUUUAAUUAUUUAGCAUCAUUGCGAUCCGGAUAUACCUAUUAUUUGACUUUUUUCGGGUAAAAAAGUAACGUCCUUAACAUGACUUUGAAUCUACUCUGAACCUACUUGAACUUGGCUGUAGCCCGUGAAAAGUAUAUACAAUUGUUAAAAGUUGGUCUGUUUUAGGAUUCGAUAAUGACUACAAUAUAAAACUGCAGUGUGUCAAAAUUUUAAUAAUAGUCUUUGAUCAUUAAUAUGCCGUUGUUACGAAGAUCCUUGAACACAUUUUUUUUUUACACGAAUACUAUACAUAGACGAUUUGUAGUCUCAAAAAGAGUAGACGCGUUUUUCAUAAAUAUAAUUAGGUACGACCGUCAUUAGUUUUGUUCGGCGCCCAAUAGCUUGUAUUAUAUAUGUAUAUUUUUUUUUUAAGGAAACUCCAUUUAUAAUAAUAUGACAAUAUUGAAAAUCAUUGAAUAGCUAUUUUUAAGGAUAUCAUAUUGGUUAAAAUGUUUGUGAUGAAUUUGGGACUACGACACUAGGAGAUCGAAUGGGUUUUAUACGAACAGAAUAAUUUAUCACUAUUAUUGAUAUUAAUAUUAUUUGUAUACUCGUAUUAUUAUACAAAUUAGGUACAUAGUUUAUGUUCAUGUUGUAGGACACAUUUAAUUUUUUCGUCGGAGAGAACCGAGAACGAAGAGCAAAAUGGAUUCCGAAUCUUUUAGAGAAUGCGGGAAAACGGUAGUCGACUACAUUGCCAGCUAUGUGGACAACAUCCGAGACAGGUUGGAAGAUUUAGAAGCGAUCACGCUGUUUACAUUUUCGCGUCGUCGAACAAAUUAAAUUUGAAAAAAUAAACCAAACGACACAAUAAUAUUGUUUCAGACCAGUUCUAUCCACCAUGAAACCGGGUUAUCUGUACGAAUUGGUGCCACCCGAAGCGCCCGUGAAAGGAGAAGACUGGAAGACGGUGCUGGCCGACGUGGAAAAGAUCAUCAUGCCGGGUAUUACCCAUUGGAAUUCGCCACAGUUCCAUGCCUAUUUCCCCACCGGAAACUCGUUCCCGUCAAUCGUCGGUGACAUGUUGUCCAACGGGAUCGGAUGCAUCGGGUUUUCGUGGGUAUGUUUGUAUAUAAUGUUGUACAUACCUAUGGAGUGUAAGGUACAGGAGGCAGGAUCACAAUAAAACAUUUAAUAUGAAUACAAUUUUGUCUAGGUUUAUAAUUGUAACAAUAUAACUUAUAGGUUAUAAACUACAAUACGUAAUUCAGUUAAUGAGCUAAUUAUUUUAUGACUCUAUUUAAACUUAUAGGGAGUCAAUUAGGGUGGUGGUAAGGGUAAGAUGUGUACUCAAACAUCUUUUUAAAUUAUAACCAUAAUCGUUGAACUAGUUGUUAAUAGAUACGUCCACAGUGGCACUCAGGCUUAAAUGUUUAAUUUUUUUUUUUCAUUGAGAUUCUGUGCAAUCGAAUUACAUUCAAAUUUUUUAUUUAUAAAAAGUAACACUACAUUGAUAAAUUUAUCACGAAUUAACCAUUGUAAGUGAAUUUGAUCUGUUUUUUUUUUUUUUACUAUAAUGGAUUUGUUUAGACUUUAUUAGAAUAUUAUUUUAAAUUUUUAACCUUACUUAUUAUACCUGAAACAAGUGCACACUCCAAUCAAUCGUUUUAUCAAUUUAUCAUCUAAAAAUUAAUAUAAGGUUUAUUAACAUUAUCCUUUUCUCCUGUCUAAAUUUUAAACUGUUAUAACUUAUAAACGAUAAAUCCGAUAUUUGUGUUAUGCUGAUCAAAAUUUUUAGAAAAAUAUUAUGUGUUCAAGUCUAUACUUCGAAAUUGAAAGUAUGUACACAAUUAUUGUACAUGGGGUAGGUAAUAGAUAGGUAAAAAUUGAAAAGUGAUAAAAUAAAGCUUAAGCGAUUUCAUCAGUCAUUAUGGAAUGACUGAAAGAAAAUUAAUUUUAAAAUUUAAAUCCUCCGAGAAUUUUGUUGGUCCGUGAUAAAUGGAUCAUUCUGUCAUAUUUGUAGUGUUAUAUUUUAUUACAUUAUGUUAAUUAUGUUUUUAUAAUGUUAAUUAUUUAAUUUUAAUAUUAGAACAAAAAGGAUCAAUUAAGGGAAUCAUUUAAGAGUUGUGAAAAUAGGGAUUAAAUAUUUGUAUUUAAUGGAAAUUAUUUGAAUUGGAAAUGUAUUUAAUUGAUCUCAAGGUUUUUUACAAUCUGGUAAAAUAAUUUUUAAAAUUUGAAUAUACCGUUAAUACGAGUUAAUACCUGUUAAUAUUAUAUAAUUUAUUACGUAAUGUGUAUUACAAUAUAAUUAUAUUUCAGUUUAGUAGUUUUUAAAACUCAUAAUAUUAUUCUAUUCAUCUAUUCAAAAAUAUCGAAUUUCAUGAUAAACCAAUUGAAAAAAAAGCAUCUGUACUAAUUUACAUAAGUAACGAAUAUAUUACUGUUAUCUGUCAAUUUUUUUUUUAUGAAUUUACAUUCGAAUGUAACAUUUAAUUUUUUUAAUAAAAAUACAUAUUUUUUCAUAUACUAAUUAUCUACCUACUAUAAUGAGUCUUUAUCAAGAGAAAACAAAAAAAUGUAAAAAUUAGUAUGAUGCAUGUGUUUGACAAAAUUAGCCGCUAAAAAACGUUGCCUGGUAUACAUCACGUAGACGGUUUUUCAUACACUCCCAAAUAAUUGUACCUAAAUACCUAUAGUGUGUCGGUCACGAGAAAAGAAACCAGUUUUAAUUGUUUUUAAUCUCAAGGUUUAAUAUUAUCAAAUAUGCAUUUUUUUUAUAUGUAUAUAUAAAAUGUAUUAUUUUCCUUAUUUUAGAUAACAAGUCCAGCAUGUACCGAACUAGAAGUGCAAGUAAUGAAUUGGUUUGGGAAAAUUUUGGAUUUGCCAAAAGAGUUCUUAAAUGAGUCUGAAGGGCCAGGUGGUGGCAUAUUACAGGUAGAUGUUUCAUAUUUAUUAAAACCGAGUACCUAGAUAUUGUAUUGUUUUAUUUAAAUUACUAUACAUAAUAUUAAAUAUUGUUAAAUACUUUCUUGUGUAUCUAUUUGAAUUUAAUCAAUGCGAAAUGGCAUUUGAUACAAUAAAUACCUUUAUGAUUUGAAAGUACAAUCUGUACAGGUCAUUAUGUUGGGAACUAAAAGCGAAGGACAAUCAAACACGAUAACUGAUUUAUUCAAAAUUAUAUUUGAUUAAUUUAAUCGUAAAUUGUAAUUAAAUAUUUUUUUAAUGUAUUAUUUGGAUAAUAUUUUAUUUUUACAAUAACCGUAUUGAGCUUAAAUGUUGUCCGGGGGAAGGAUCAUGUUUGACGUAUCUCGACUUCGAUGCAAUACAUCACUGAUCUACUCACGUCACUUGGCCUUUAAGCUUUACCGUAGGCCAGCCAAGAAAUUGGUUUUACUUUUAAAACCCAUAAGUAAGGUCAUUCUGACAUACUGCAGACGUUUGGAUUCGUUCAUGAAGUAUAUUAAAAUGUUGCCGAUUAUUAUAAUAUAUAAGGUGAGGAAAUAAAUAGACAAACUUGCAUAGUUAUAACGAAUUUCUAUAAUAUUUAGCAACGUUAUGAUCUAAAAUUCUCGGGCAAGAUUUAUUGCUACUUAUGCUUGAAUAUUAUUUUACUUUUUGAAUCUUAUUUUACGUACAGCCUAAUAAUAUUAUGUAUUCCAAUUUUUAGAAAAGUCAAUCUCGAUUAGAUAAACUCAAAAUAUCUACUUUCAAAAUUCGUAUCGCUUUAUUAGAUUAAUUGGUACGUGGAAAAUCAAACACGUCUAAAUUCUUAUUUAGAAUCAAAUUCUUAGUUCUUUAGUGGCCAAAAUCAAAAAUAUUGUUCUGUUUGGGGAUUCACAAGGUUUAUCAGAGACUUUAUACUAAUAUUCAGUUAUCUCUACCCUUUCGCCGUCCCUGAACAGAUUGAUCGACAUCAUUCAAUUUUUGUUCUUAUAAUGAUUUGAAAAUAGAAUUUUUUUUUAUUUCUGUGAUUUUUUGAAACGUGAAUAGAAUAAAACUUUUAUUAUUAUUUAAUUUGGUUAUCCCGGGCAAGUGUUGAACCUAACUAUACAAUUUAAUAUGUAUGUAUAUCUACUUGUUAAUUUUUUCACUAAUAAUCUAAAUAUUGUACAGGUACGUAUUCCAGAUGAACUAUGUCCAUGUAUCUAUGUACCCUUUAUUUAUGCCGGAGUGGUAAAAUAUAUUGACAAAUUAUAAUCCUAUCAGACUUAUUCGAAUAAGCACAAAAAAUAGCUGACAGAUGAGUACCUGCUUACAGUUUGCAUUACGACUCGAUAUACAUAAUAUUAAUAUACUGCAACAGAGAAACUCUUAUUUAACAAUAAUAUUUUUAUAAUGUAAAAAGCAUACGACAUGUUAAAUUAUGAUCACCAAAUGUUUAGCGUUAAAAUCGAAAUCACCAUUUGUGUACCGAAACUCGAGUUGACAGAACAAGGGAUAAUAAUAAUAGUGAUGUGUAGACAUUGACAUUGGUGCGUGUUGUUUUAAUAAUACGAUUCGCCUUGUUUUCUUAGGGAAGUGCUAGCGAAGCCACGCUCGUGUGUUUGUUGGCUGCAAAAGACCGUACGGUUAAACGGAUAAAAAUGCUCAACCCAAACAUGGACGAAGGAAUGAUAAAAUCAAAGCUCGUGGCCUACACAUCGAGUAUGUCGUUUAUUAUAUUGCACAUGUAUAUCCCCGAAGCUCAAUGUUAAAGGAGUGUACUAAAACGGUGUUUAUUUUAAAUUCUGGUCGCUAGAUCAAUCGAACUCGAGCGUUGAAAAAGCUGGUCUAUUAGGUUCUAUGCCCAUGCGACUGCUCAACGUGGAUAAUAAUGGCCAAAUGACAGGUUCAAUAUUGGCCAAAGCAAUAGCCGAAGACGUUGCCAAAGGAUUGAUUCCUUGUUACGUGGUAGCUACUUUGGGAACUACAGGUACUUGUGCGUUUGACCGUUUGGAAGAAUUGGGUCCGAUUUGUAACGAGAACAAUAUUUGGUUGCACAUCGAUGCAGCUUACGCAGGUACUGAUGCAUACUUUUAUUAACAUAAAGGUAUAGAUACGAACAAACAAUAUAAAAUAAAUCGGUCCUAAAAAGAACUUAAGCAAAUUAUAUGUAGUUUUCACUACAAAUAAAUUCAAUUUUGAUUAACAAUUAAUAAAUUAAACUUUUCUUUCCCAGACCAAAAAUAAUAAUCGGUUGCUGAUGGUAUUCUUUUAGGUGCUGCCUUUGUCCUGCCAGAAUACAGGCACCAUAUGGCUGGGGUAAAGUACGCAGACUCGUUCGACGUGAACUUGCACAAAUGGCUUUUGGUGAACUUUGACUGUUCCGCGAUGUGGGUAAAGAACGCCACUCAUCUGGUGGAUGCGUUUAACGUGGACCGGAUAUACUUGAAACACAGCUACCAGAGUGAGGAUCCUCAACUACCGGAUUACAGGGUAACUCAAUAAAUAACGAACAUUGGCUCGGUGAAAUUUNAAAUAACAUUGACGAAUAGUAUUUCAUUUAAUGCCGUUACAUUAGAAAAUAGUUUGACUUUUCAAAUUAUCCAGUUAAUACAUAAGUGUCAUAAGUUAAGUAAUAAUUGUUAAACUAGUCAAAAGUUUUGUAUUGUUUUACGAACCCUAAUUUCUAACUUACUUUCUAACUCGUUUGUGUCCCACUAUUGUUGUACUUGAAUGCAUAUGUAUCGUUAUGUACUCGUAUACGUUUUUACGCAGUAAGUUUUUCCAUUUUCACACAAAUUGUAAUGUUAUUUAUCUGGCAUUCGGUUAUCAACAAAAGAUAAUGGCCGAGAUAACACGGUUUACAUUAUUGCAGAAUACCGACUAUCUGGGUGGAACAGUUAUCAUAUAUUAGUACGGCGAUGGGAUUUUUAUUAUUUUAGAUUCUGAGUGGAAUGAAGAAGCUUUUGGUUUUACAAAGAUGUUUAUUGUAAUUUUUUUUUUUUUUGUGGACAACUUUUUUACCAAAGAACUUGUUCCGAUUUUUACGUGUAGCAACUCUUCUGAAAAGAACUUAAGGUACUUUAGAGAGGUCGUAUUGCAGUUUUCCUCGGAGUUUUCUUAGCAAAUGUGAAAACUGGGAAAACCGGGAAAAUUGGUACAACAUUAAACACAUAUUAUUAAAGAAAAUAUAUAGAGCCUAUUUAUUUAUUUUACUGUAAUAUGGCAUACAUUUUGUUGACAAAGCAUCAUCAUCAGCUGAACUCCACUCAGAAUCGAUUUUUCGUAAGCAAUAGUUUAUAUCGUUGCAUACAACGUGGGUGACUAUAAGGUAUACAUUAAAUUACCUAUAACAGUGGCUGCAUCCGUUCCUAUUAUCCUAGGACGUUUUUUUUUUAUAAUCAUACCGUGUUCGUUUAUUACAGCACUGGCAGAUACCUUUGGGUCGAAGGUUUAGGGCAUUGAAAAUGUGGUUUGUGUUGAGAUUAUAUGGCGUGGAGGGCUUACAAGCGCAUAUUAAAAAACAAGUGUACCUGGCAGAGUUGUUCGGAAAAUUCGUCGAACAGGAUGCGAGAUUCGAGAUCGUCAUGCCGGUGACAAUGGGAUUGGUCUGUUUCCGUCUAAAGGUCAGUUUAAAGUAUUAAUCUAUUAUUAAAAUAAAAUAAGCACCAUGUUAAUCGAGCUCUCUUAUUUUUUUGUUUGACAUUGGAAUAAAAUAAAUAUGCAUAUUAUUUACAUAGACGAAAAAGUUUAGAUGUUUUGAAAAGUUUUGUUUAGAUGCAUUGUUAUUCGCAGAGAUUAGAAAAUGAUUAUUAAAUAUGUAAGUACCUAACUAAUCUUACCUUCCAAAUUUCAUAAAUUUGUUAUGAAAUAACACCAAAAUUUACUUAAGCCCUUUCCAUUCUUAGGACUUAAGAAAUUAUUGCAACAUUUUUCUCAUUUUAUCAAAUCUUAUUAUAGCCGCCUUACCCCUAGCAUAAAUUUAAACAACAGAAAGUAAGAUCUGGUGAUAAAUAUCAAACAGAAAAAUCAGUAAAACUGACCGAUGGAAAUCAAUAAAAUUCUUCAGUAAAAUAUCAACAAAUUGUUGAGUUUUGAAAUGUGUAUUAUCAUUUGAUUGAAAAUCGCUAAAUUUUGGAAACGCCCUAACCUUUAUAAUUCAUUUACUAUCCGUUGUUUACGGUUUUACUUCAGUUUUCUAAAGUUUGGACAAAACAAUAACAAUAUAAGUUAUCUGAUAAUCGUUGUUUUCGGAUAUUUUGUAGGGUGACGACGUCUGGACGAAAAAACUCUACGAACGGCUAAUGAGCAGCGGUCAGAUAUAUCUGGUCACCGCCACUGUCCGGUCCCAGCUGGUCAUACGUUUUGUUGUGUGCAGCCGGUUGACGGAAGAAUCGGACGUGGAGUUCGCGUGGGGAGAGAUACAAGCUCAGACCAAAGGAAUAUAUCCGGCCGAAACCGCUGCCGAUGACAAUGUCUGCCGCAUCAUAGAGUCACCAGAUGCCGAAAUGGACAAGGGACACGUGGUCAUGUCGUUAACGCAAGGGUGAAAAAAACACGUUCUACUAUUACUACGUCAUCGGUCGUUAACCGUUUUUCCUAUUUUUAACCCUUAAAAACAAACAAUAUUUACAAAAGAUUGGUGAUGGACUAUAUUUAAGUCGGUUUACAUCUAAAAGCCAGAGAAAACAUGUAGAAAUUGUGUUUUCAAUUUUGAAAAGGAUAUAUAAUGAUUUUUUAAUUUAUUUACUACCUAGGAUAUAUUAGAAAUAAAAAUGUAAUGAUUUUAUUGUAAAUCGUAAAUCAAUUCAUUAUAUUUUUGGAAAUUUUUCAAUAAUAUACUUGAGGUAUUUUUUCUAUUACUUAUGAUGAAGAUAAUUGAAAAUAAUUCCAUCGUAUCCUAUUAAAGAACUCAAAAAAUUAUAAUACGUUUUCCAAAUUAAAAUCCUUCAAAAAUCAUUCCUACUGUUUUUGUCGGGUUUUUCAGUCUAAGGGUCUAAACGUCAAAACGAUCGUAUCCCUUUCCUUAAAACAGUAGAUUAGUGGAAAAGUCUUUUUCAAAUUUAAUAAUAUUGAAGACAAUUUUGGAGUUGAUCAUCACACCCCUUAAAUUAGAUUCUAUCGUGGUAACACCUUUAAUAUAAGGUAUAGAUUAGGUAUAUUUGCGGAAUCUUAAAUCAUCCUACAGAUUAUAUACUUAUCCUCUGAUUGUUAUUCCCAAUUGUUUGGUUUUUUAUUAUUAGUUAUAUUAAUAACGUCGAGACACGUGGUAAUUAAAAUAUGAUACCAUAAAUACAGCUACUAUGGUGAGGAUUUUUAUUUUACCGAUAGUUUGACCACAAAUCUGAUUAAAUUUGAUCGAUAAGUCGUUAUUUAAUUUUUUUAUUAAUAAGCAUAUUUUUGUUUUCUUAUCUUCGACUUUUGUAGCGAGUCAUUAUAAAUUGUUCACUAUUAACAUUGAUUUGUUCACUAAUAUUGAUAUGUUUGUCAUAUAAUACCCGUGUUGUACGAAUUUUAUUAUGUUAUGCUUGUAUUAUUAUUUUGUAUUUAUAACAGUAAACAGCGGAGUUAUUUAUUAUUAUUUUUGUGUACAUAUAAUAUAUUAAAUUCUUAAAAAUAAAUUUAUCGUAAUAAAUAAAUAUAGUUUGUAUUUUUUUAAAUGCCUCCUUGACAUUUUUGUUGUUAUUAUACUUCAUCUUAUACUUAAAU
Cinara cedri is the source of this 12121-nucleotide messenger RNA. The record is from the annotation of a GenBank genome assembly. NCBI's taxonomy places the organism in Eukaryota, Metazoa, Arthropoda, Insecta, Hemiptera, Aphididae.